Messenger RNA from Dromaius novaehollandiae (emu), 3482 nucleotides. RefSeq names its product FGFR1 oncogene partner 2 (gene FGFR1OP2). The record is from RefSeq and is a predicted model, not a curated record. The transcript has 7 exons. Lineage: Eukaryota; Metazoa; Chordata; Aves; Casuariiformes; Dromaiidae. Gene Ontology annotation, biological process: response to wounding. The coding region runs from base 228 to 875 and encodes 215 amino acids.
UAGCCGGGGCGGCCGUCGCCCCGCCCCCUGGCGGGGAUCGCACUUCGCCCCGGCUCUGCCCGCCGCCUCCCGCCGCCUCUGGAGAGCGCGGCGGCCCGUCGGGGUUUCCCCCGGCGCCGGGCGCUGCCGGAGCCGCCGGUCAUGAAAUCUUGGCCUUGAAACUGAACCUAUCAAGAAGGAGUCUGAGAACAUCUAAAUGUGAAGGCCAGCGUUUUGAAAAUGCUAAAAUGAGUUGCACAAUUGAGAAAGCCCUAGCAGAUGCAAAAGCAUUGGUGGAACGGCUAAGGGAACAUGACAAUGCUGCAGAAGCUCUUAUUGAACAGACUACAGCUCUUAACAAGCGUGUGGAAGCAAUGAAACAGUACCAAGAAGAAAUUCAAGAGCUUAAUGAAGUAGCAAGGCAUCGUCCUCGGUCUACAUUAGUUAUGGGUAUCCAGCAGGAAAACAGACAGAUUAGGGAACUGCAACAGGAGAAUAAAGAACUACGCACAUCUCUUGAAGAACAUCAGUCUGCUUUGGAACUCAUAAUGAGCAAGUACAGAGAACAGAUGUUUAGGUUGCUUAUGGCGAGCAAGAAGGAUGAUCCAAGUAUAAUAAUGAAGCUAAAAGAGCAACAUUCCAAGGAACUGCAAGUGCAUGUGGACCAAAUUACAGAAAUGGCAGCAGUAAUGAGAAAAGCCAUUGAAAUUGAUGAAAAGCACGGCUGUAAAGAGCAGGAACGUAUCAUUCAGCUUGAACAAGAAAACAAAGGCUUGAGAGAAAUCCUUCAGAUAACUAGAGAAUCAUUCCUGAACCUCAAGAAAGAAGAUGCAUCAGAGAGUACGUCUCUGUCAGGAUUAGUAACAAGCAGUGAUUUGAGCCUGAGGAAAAGCUAAAGGCUACAAAAGUCAGAAAGCUUCAAUUGCACACUUUACAAACGGAGUAUCAGGGGUCACUUGUCAAGCACUUGUUACUGAAUAGGGCACCAGCAAGCUAAUGUGUCUUAAACUUCAGUUUAGUGGAUUUUAUGCCAUGUGAAAUAAAAUCAGUAUUCUACAAAAAGCUUAGUGAUAGAUUAAUUGCCAUAGAUCUAACUUCAGUAGGAAAUGGAUUAAUGCACUUACUGAAUUGGGAAUUAUUUUUUUUAUGAAGCCAUUUAACAGAUAAAUGCCAAGAUUUCACAUAAUUUAUAUAAAUUACUGCUCAUACAAAAUUUCAUUUCAGCCGUGAUAAAAUGAAGGCAAGAUUUAAAGCCAGAUAUGUCUGGCUCAAGUAGUAAUAAUGAGCAUGUUUUGUGCACUAUCCACAUUACAUUUUUUCUUUUAAUAAGUUUUUUUUUGAAUUGGCAUUUUUUUUAACAAACUUGUAUAAUGGAAAGGGUGUGUAUUGCAACAUAAAACCUAAGGAUUUCUGCUUAGCUAGCUACAAGGUAUCCUAUUCAAAUGCAAGGGCAAUCAUAAGAAAGAUAAGCAAUGCUUUUGCCAUUAUUCAAUAUAUAUUUUUAAAACUUUGAAUGGGAUUCUUUAAAAUAAAUAUACCUAACUGCAUUUUUGAAACAUCAGAAGAGCUGGUCCCAUUCUGUUCUUGCUUUCUGGAACACAGGUGGCAUAGUGUAAUUCUGCCCUAACUAUUCCCUUCCAGAGAAAACCAAGCUCAGUUCUCUAUAUGUAAAGAAUCACAUUAGUCCCAUCAAUUUUAUCUCUGAUUGUCUGCCCAAAUUCCCUAACUUGGAAACAGCAAUUUGAAAACGCCCAAACUGUUGCAGCAGAAAGGUAUUUGAGGGAAGGAAGCAGAAGCUCUAUGGUGAAGUUGGCAGCCUGGGUGCCUGCCACCAAUGCUAUUAAUUUCUCUUUCAUAAGUACUAAAUAGUCUUCAAGAAGAUUUUUAGGUAAGUUUCAGGUGCAUGUUAUGUUUUCACUAGGAGAAGUUUCAAUAUGCUAUAUUGACAAUAGACUGCUCGUUUUUAAUCCUGAAGUACCUGCACAAGUGAAAAGGAGUUGACACCAUUGAUCAAGUUGUAGCUUCUAUCAUAUGCAGAUACUAAAAAGUACUACACAAGGUUUGCAGUAAAGAGGUGCUGAAAUGGUUCCUAUUUGGCUUUUUUUUUGUCAGACUAUUUCUGUUCCUUGUUCAACGCAGCAAGAACAUUCCUAACUAAUAUUGAUGUAUAGCAUCUUUUUUUGUCUAGCAUGUUAAUGUAUUUUCAAUUGGAACAUAUUUACAAAGAAACGUAAUGAAGGCUUUCUUACCACAGAAAAUUGUUGAUGCAUGAAUGACAUCCACAUUUUGGCUGCUUAACUCACCUAGCAAAAUGAGUUGGACUCUCUGAAAUUAAUUUUCAUGUAAUCAGAUUUAAUUUUCAGUUGCAACAAUGCAAAGACAAAUUAAGCAAACAACAUUAAAGUGCAUCAGUUUUAAAUAUAACUUCCUUUGACUCAGUAUAACUUCCUUAGGCUUAAGAUGAAUACACUGCAAGGUCUAAUUUUCAGCUCCCAGUGAACUAGUUCACAGGAAGCUUAAUAUUUUUGUUCUGGUGCUGUUAAUUGGGCCCCCCUUUCCUAUAGUGCUUUUAAGAGAAAAAAGUGGAGUGUUUAGUAGAGGCAGUAAAUGCCAGUUUUUGAUCAACUGAUGUGUGUAUUGGGAAAUGCAGUAGUAAUAAGACCUCAGAAAGGACAGCUAUAAAUCAAGCUCUACAAAUAUCUCCAACAAUUUCUACAAUUAGAGAGACUGCUACUUCUUCCAAAAAAUCUUGGCUUGUUUCUAGGUUUAAGAAUAUAUUGAGGACAUUCAUGCUCAUGAAAAAAGUUUUCACCCUUUUCCUUUAACCCUUUCCAAACUUCCUAAAACCUUUUAGGGAAAUGUGGGGUGAACAUUCUAGCUCAAGCACAAAAUCUACUUGUCUGCUGUGACUGCCUGUAAAACUUUCCCAAUGCUUACAUACUUUAAAUUUUGCAUUUCUACUGUAGCUUGCAAGCUGGUGACUUACCAGAAGUGACAUUUUUAGAGGCGUGUGUUUUGUUGUUGCAAACUUAAGAGAAAUUUUGUUUUCAAUUUAAGGGUUUUUUUUGUUUAAGUGUCUUUUCAGCCAUUGACUGUCAAAGAUGUAUCCAUUUUAUGCUGAAUGCAGUUUCAUGACUGACUUUCUGGUUUAUCUUUCAAAUGCAGUCUCCAGAAUCGUAUAGCAGAGAGGGGUUGUUAGUCUGUGGCAGUUCUUUAAGGUUGCUCUAUUAUGAAAUAAUGCUUGAUUAGUGUUUAUUUUUGUAAAUUAAAGAAUGUGACUUAAUUUAUCUACUCUUAGUCUUCACACGUUUGAUACGUCUCCCCUUUUGUUUCCCUGACCCUGAUCACUUUAGGAUUUUAAAGAACCUUCACAUGUGUGGAGUGACUAUUUUUCAUUGCAUACCUGUUAUUUUUGUAAUGCUGAUGGCUUGAAAAGAAUUUAUGGCUACAAUUGUGUACUGUACAGUAAACUUAUUUUAUCAAUAAAGUUGACUGAAAAUUUG